Messenger RNA from Syngnathus acus (greater pipefish), 1750 nucleotides. It is a transcript of the gene kynu, whose product is annotated as kynureninase. The record is from RefSeq and is a predicted model, not a curated record. The coding region runs from base 318 to 1700 and encodes 460 amino acids. NCBI's taxonomy places the organism in Eukaryota, Metazoa, Chordata, Actinopteri, Syngnathiformes, Syngnathidae. Gene Ontology annotation, molecular function: kynureninase activity; pyridoxal phosphate binding. Gene Ontology annotation, cellular component: cytoplasm. Gene Ontology annotation, biological process: NAD+ biosynthetic process. The transcript has 14 exons.
GAGGAGGUCGCCGAUUUGACUAUAUAGGAAUUUUGUUUUUGCUUAUUUGGAUAAGCAUGCUAAUUGUAGCUGACUUGAAUAUGACGUUUGUAUUUUCGUCAUCACUGGAAUAGAUUUGUUUAAAAUAUCCGCGAAGACCUUGAUUGACGAGAAGCACUGCAGUCAACAAGGUAAGGUUACCAAGAAGCAUGUUGGAGGUCAUGACAAUAAUUAACUGCAAGGAAAGAGUCAAAGGUGAAAGAGCGCCUUUGGUUCGGAUGACUAGCUGCCGACAGUACAGCAACACCUGCAACUUAACUGCUUAGUGAAGAGCAGCGAUGGAGCAGCUGAGUGGCUUGAGCGCCAGAGAAACUGUGGAGCGCGUGGCAGCUCUGCUGGGAUGCCAUCCCACCUCGGAGCGGGUGGCCGCGUUCUUAGACCAACACGACGAGUUAAGACACCUCAGGGAGAACUUUUUUGUGCCCAAAAUUGCAGAUUUACCUACCUCGGAUCUGUCGCUAGUUGACGGCACCCAAGACAGCAUCUACCUGGUUGGCAACUCGCUGGGCCUGCAGCCCAAAAUGGUCAAGAAGUACUUGGACGAGGAGCUGGACAAGUGGGCCAAAAUGGGCGUGCACGGCCAUAUGGAGGGGUCGCGACCUUGGGCCUGGGCUGAGAACGACCUGGAGGCGCUCAUGGCAAGAGUUGUCGGAGCCCGACCCGAAGAGGUGGCGCUGAUGAACGGCUUGACGGUCAACUUACACUUGCUGAUGCUUUCCUUCUACCGACCAACGGCCGCACGGCACAAGAUCGUCCUGGAAGAUAAAGCCUUCCCUUCGGAUCACUACGCCGUUGAGUCUCAGAUCCGACUACGAGGAUUUGACCCGGAGGAGAGCAUGUUGCUGCUGAAGCACAGGCCGGACGAGGAGACUCUCCGAACGGAGGACAUCUUGGACCUGAUCGAGAAGGAGGGCUCCUCAGUGGCUUUAGUGAUGCUCAGCGGGGUUCAGUACUACACCGGUCAGCUGUUCAACAUGGCCGCCAUCACCAAGGCUGCCCAGAAGCAGGGCUGCUUGGUGGGCUUCGACCUAGCGCACGCAGCAGGAAACGCCGAGCUGAAGCUGCACGACUGGGGAGUGGACUUUGCUUGUUGGUGCUCUUACAAGUAUUUGAAUUCAGGUUGCGGUGGGAUUGCUGGAGCGUUCGUCCAUGAGAAACAUCAACACACCAUCAAACCUACGCUGACGGGAUGGUGGGGUCAUGACUUAAAAACUCGUUUCGACAUGAACAACGAGUUGGAGCUGCAGCCUGGAGUGAAAGGCUUCAGACUAUCCAACCAAUCUGUUUUCCUCGUGUGCCCCCUGCAAGCCAGUUUGGAGGUGUUUAACAUGACCAGCAUGCAGAUGCUGCGCAAGAAGUCCAUGCUACUAACAGGCUACUUGGAGUACCUAAUUGGCCACUACUACAACGAGGACCCCGGCAGACCUCACGUGCACAUCAUCACGCCUUCGGACCCGCAGCAGAGAGGCUGCCAGCUGUCUCUCUGCUUUUCUGUGCCCAUUGAUACAGUCUUCCGGGAACUGGAGAAGAGGGGCGUGGUUUGUGACAUGCGUCAUCCAAGUGUGUUGCGCAUCGCCCCGGUGCCACUCUACAACUCCUUCAGUGACGUCCAUCGCUUCAUCGAAAAUUUAGCAGCGGCUGUAGGCUCCAACUGCCAGUGAGCCGCCAACAAGCAGCCUGUUUGAUCAGCAAGUCAAAUAAAAACCCUAAA